Molecule: messenger RNA, 14280 nt
Organism: Orcinus orca (killer whale)
Lineage: Eukaryota; Metazoa; Chordata; Mammalia; Artiodactyla; Delphinidae
Exons: 9
Coding region: 11013-14096 (1027 amino acids)
Biological process (GO): negative regulation of transcription by RNA polymerase II
Molecular function (GO): DNA-binding transcription repressor activity, RNA polymerase II-specific
Source: RefSeq, a predicted model, not a curated record
UCCUGCUGCUUAGAGAGGCUGCGUCACGGAAAUUUUAUACCAGGAGCCGGCUGUUGGUGGGGAGGUAGUGGGCAUGUACUGGCUUCUUGUACUGUGAAGGCGCCCUCACUGCCUAACCAAAGCCCAUGCCUCCACUAGUUCUCCUUCCCCAGGAUUCCCUGGUCCAAACUCUAGUACUCUUCUUUUUUUUCUUUAUUUAAAAAAAAUUAUUUAUUUUUGGCCGCGCUCCCAGGGCAUGCGGGAUCUUAAUUCCCCGACCAGGGAUCGAGCCCCUGCCCCCUACAGUGGAAGCUGGGAGUCCUAACCACUAGACCGCCAGGGGAUUCCCUAGUAUUUAUUUUCUUGAUAGAACAAAAAAGCCUGGAGCCUAGAAUCCUGGGUCUGAGAUGAAGGUGCGGAGUGACCUACUCAGCCCAGCAUAAUUCUCUUUUAUGGGAUUGAGUGAUAAGAGUAAUGAUCCAGAAAGGAAGAUAUGGAAAGAACAGCAUCAGUAAGAGUUGGUGUGGAAAAUGAAGACUCCCGACUCUAACCAAGGACUCAUCCAGAUAGGUCUCUGGGACUACAGUGACUCUCUGUAGCACAAGGCCUGCUGGGGCCUCUGGAAAUGCAUGGUGAGACUUCUGGUGCGAAUAAGCAACAGCUCUUCCAACUAGAAGUGUUCUCUCUCCCCGCUGGAGCAGGGCCGGCUACACAGGUGCCUGAGGAUGUUCCCUGCUGGUAUGGUGAUGCUUCCAGCUGUGAGUAGAGAUCCCUCUCAACUUUGAUGAGUUGAGAGGGCCCCUGUAGGCUUUCACGUUCCUGCUUAAAUACACAGGUGUUUCCCAGACUCCAGGGCAAUGAAAACCUUUCAAGGGCCGAGCAAGCCUGAUCUGAGUUUUGAGGGCAAAGGAAGUAGCCUAAAGAAAGGGCCUGAGAAUCUGGCGGGGAGGGCCCAGCCCUAUGAUCCUAACUUGGGGUGCUGGAGUUCAUCAAAUUGAAUAAGGUGGACUGCGGUUUCUUGGCCCUCAGCCCAGGCCAGCAGUGACGAGCCUUCACACCCUCACGGCCUUGCCUCUGGAAAUAACCCUAGAGGGAGGAUUUCCAGUCACCUCUUUGUGACUACCAUUUCAAAAACUCUUACUUUAUCUACCACCUGUGUACACACCCCAGGCGUGGCCAAUGUGUGCUGAUCCAGUGGCAAGAGGCCUCAGCCAGCCUCCUACAGGACAGGUGAUACGGCUGGAGAUUGGCACAUCCGUGUAUCCUUAAGAAACUCUGGACCCCUUUAGGCUCUGGGCUCACAUCUGCUUAACUGUUCCUGGCCUUAGUGGUCUCAUUUGUAAAAUGGGAACAAUAAACCCUGUCGUGCCUGCCUCAAAAUAGACUUAGAAGAUCAAGUGAGAAGGCACAUCUGAAAGUGCCAGAUAAGUAAGUUAAGUCUCAGGCUGCAGGUAAAAAGAGGAUGAUAAAAACGGCCUCUUUCCCUCAGAGUGCUCUAUCCCUUCUGGUCCUCAAGCCAGCUACUCUGCUCAGUAUCUUUCUCUGUAGAAGCCUCUAGCCUGAGCUCUAGAUCAGCCAGGGAGGAUUGGGUUGGGUUGUGGCUGCAGGGUGUUGAGAUGGAGGGAUGUUCAGUUAUAGCCCUUUGCCAAGAACCACCCCAGAGAAAUGACAGGAAGUCUUGGGUUUGGGUUGCUACUGUGGUUCGCAUCAACCAUUCAACAAAAUUUCAUUACCUGUGUGCCAUGCUGUGGGAACAGACAGAUGCCUGUCCCUAGGAGUUUGGAGUUUAUAUGCCUGUGUACAAGGUGGCCGUUGCCUCUGCUGCUUCCCUCAGCCUCAGUCCCCUCCACCCUGAAGUAUUUAGUCCACCAGGUGCCAGCACACUCCUGUCCAAUUUAGUUCCCCUGGUGAGGAGCUUUCAAGACCACCUCUGGGGGCUCUUCCGCUCUGGUCAGCUACUUGCUAGAAUUUUUAUUUAUCUGGGGAAAGUGGUCCUGCCCAUCGUCUAACUCGUCUUCCCCAGUCUAGAACCAUCUGCCACCACUACUGUCCUCACCUCCUUUUAUUAUUUAUUUAUUUAUUUAUUUAUUUAAGUGGGUAUGAUAGGCAGGUGUCAAGUUUGGAGGAACUGAAUGGUAAAGUGAUAGGGCCUGGACUUCCCUGGCGGUCCAGUGGUUAAGACUCCACACUUCCCCUGCAGGGAGCACGGGUUCAAUCCUUGGUCAGGGAACUAAGAUGCCACUUAUCCCACAGUGCGGCCAGAGAAAAAGUGAUAGGGCUUAUGGUGAGGAUGUCAGGGGAAGGAAGAACAUUGGGAGGAUUAGAGAGAGAGUCAAGAAGUGUAACGGGAGCUACCUAUUAGUAUCUGAAACAGAUGUAUGUCACUGUGCCAGUUAUUCAUUUAUUACCUCUUGGGAAAAAAUUCAUUCUUUUUGCCUGCUCUGUGAAAAUGGAUCUGGGCCCUUUAACUACUUUUUCUUUCCCAGCUGGCACAAUUAAUGUUUUGUCAGUAGAGAGUUGGGGAGACAUUGCAGGAAGGAAGGGCUUUGCUUCCUGGUUCCCAUGAGCCCUAUUGGCAGGCUCCUGAAGUACGUAAUGGCCAGCGGCACCCAAAUGCCAGCAGCUUCCCCUGGUACACCCCUUGGACAGUUUAAUGGUACAGUGCCUCUGGUGAGACACCUUCCCAUGAACAGUUUUCCCUGGCACCCUAGAGGGAAGAUUUCCAGCAUGUUCCACCAGAGUGACACUCCAGUGACUUCUGUGUUCUCCCCCCAAAAUUCUGGAUCUCAGCUCCAGGGAGGCCCAGGUAGAGGCUCUUUCUUAGGUGCAGUAUCUCCAGCUGAGGGGUAGUGGCUGCUCUUAUAGCUGCUAUUCCUGCAUUCUUUAGAAUUCUCUUUCCUUCUUACUAUCUAUAGCAGGCAGAAUUGUGUCCCUCAGAAUUGUGUCCCAGUUCCUGUGACUGUGACCUUAUUUGGAAAUAGAGUCUUUGCAGACAUAAUCAUUGAAAUCAUACUGUAUCUGGUUGGGCCUCAAUCCAAUUACUGGUGUCCUUGUAAGAAGAAGGAAGUUUGGACACAGACUCAUGGAAAGGAGAAGGCCAUGUGAAGACACACAAAGAGACAUGCAAGAAGAAUGCCAUGUGGUAACAGAGGCAGAGAUUAGAGUGAUGCAUGUACAAAUCUAAGGAAUGCCAGAGAUCACCAGCAAACCACCAGAAGCUAGGAAGAGGCACGGAAAGAUUCCCCCUAGGGUCUCAAAGGGAGUAUGGCCCUGCUGAUGCCUUGAUUUCAGGAUUCUAGUCUCCAGGACUACGAGAGAAUAGAUUUAUGUUGUCUUAAGGUUCCCAAUUUGUGGUAAUUUGUCACGGCAGCCCUAGGAAACUAAUACAUAAUCCAAUCCCUCAUUUCUCUAAUUCCCUUUUUUAGUUGAUCAUUCUUUUUUUAAAAAGUAUUUUUAAAUUUUAUUUAUUUGGCUGAAUCAGGUCCUAGUCAUGGCACACAGGAUCUUCGUUGCAGUGCGUGGGCUUUUCUCUAGUUGUGGUGCACGAGCUCCAGAGCGUAGAGGCUUGGUUGCUCCAGAGUGCGGGGGCUUAGUUGCCCCGUGGCAUGUGGGAUCCCAGUUCCCCAUCCAGAGGCUGAACCCAUGUCCCCUGCAUUGGGAGGGACCACUGGACCACCCGGAAAGUCCCGAUGAUUCUUUUUUUUUUUUGGCUGCACCGCAUGGCUUGCAGGAUCUCAGUUCCCUGACCAGGGAUUGAACCUGGGCCACAGCAGUGAAAGCCCAGAAUCCUAACCACUAAGCCACCCCAAUUAUUGGGAACUCCCAAUAAUUCUGUUUAAUAAACUUCUGCUUGUUGAAAUUGCUAUGUGGAUUCUCCCAAUUGCACCCACACUUAUACCAUCACCAACAAAAAUACUAGUGUUUUAGCACUAAAGAAAAUGGAAUAUACGAAUCUUGAAAGUUCCUACUGCAAUUACUAUGCAGAUAUUUCAGAGAGUAGGCCAUUUUUGAGAGAGGUUUAAAAUCUGCAUUGCAGACAUAUUCCUUAAAUGCAUUUUGAAUGCUCCUAUCGCACCUGAGAAAAAAAUAAUAAAUGAGAGCAGAUGGUGCCUGUGAGGACAGCUGGCUCAACUGAAAUGGAGAAAGUUGGACUAGACAGCUGCCAUGUUAUCUAAAGGCCAUUCCUGACAUCCUGUGGUUUCAGGUGGAGGCCAGCUCUAGACAACACUCAGAAAACAAGUCCAGGUAGAGGUUUCUAGAAAUGACUGUACCUGAUACUAUAGGCUGAGAAGGCAGAGGGGCAGUGGUAUCAGUGGCAAUGCUGAGGCAGGGAGGUCCACGACACACACAAAAUACAUUCACCUGGCUAUGACCUUUCCUCCAGAGAAAGAGGCCUAGACAUGGGAGGCAAGGGCCCUGGCUGGUCAAGAAGGCUCUAGGGCUUCCCUGGUGGCGCAAUGGUUAAGAAUCCGCCUGCCAAGGCAGGGGACAUGGGUUCGAGCCCUGGCCCGGGAGGAUCCCACAUGCUGCAGAGCAACGGGGCCCAUGCGCCACAACUGCUAAGCCUGCGCUCUAGAACCCACGAGCCACAACUACUGAAGCCUGUGCUCCUAGAGCCCGUGUUCCACAACAAGAGAAGCCACCGCAAUGAGAAGCCCGCGCACCACAACGAAGAGUAGCCCCCACUCGCCGCAACAAGAGAAAACCUGUGUGCAGCAAAGAAGACCCAACGCAGCCAAAAAUAAAUAAAUCAAUAAAAAAAGAAGGCUAUAAAUAUGGGAUGACAUGUCCAUUUAUUUGCUCAACACAUUUUCAAAACUCAAACCACAUGCCAGACACAAAAAAUACUGUGGUGAGCAAGAUAGUGAGAGUCCUUGUCCACAGACAGACAAGUAAACAGACCAGGGCCUAGUGAGAUAAAUGCUAAACUCAGCUUAUAUGCAGGUUCCCAAAAGUGCACAUAAGCACAGCUAGAGAAACCUCAGAGAAGGUGAUGAAUCAUCUAAGAACUGAGGGAAAGGGGGUCGGUGGGGAGACUGUGCAUGGGUCAUCCCAACUGUGCAAAGGACCAGAGGACAAAACUCAGGAGGCUGCAAAUAAUUGGGUGUCAGCCUCUCAGAACUAAUGCAUGCCUUUUAGAAUAAAUAUGUUGGGGCUUCCCUGAUGGCGCAGUGGUUAAGAAUCCGCUUGCCGAUGCUGGGGACAUGGGUUUGAGCCCUGGUCGAGGAAGAUCCCACAUGCUGCAGAGCAGCUGGGCCCAUUCGCCACAGCUACUGAGCCUGCGCUAUAGAGCCUGUGAGCCACAGCUACUGAGGCCGUGCGCCUACAGCCCGUGCUCCGCAGCAAGAGAAGCCACCGCCAUGAGAAGCCCGUGCGCCACAACGAAGAGUAGCCCCUGCUCACCGCAACUAAAGAAAGCCCAUGCGCAGCAACGAAGACCCAAUGCAGCCAAAAAUAAAUAAAAUAAAUUUUUAAAAAAAUAAAAAAAAAAUACAUUUUCCCAAGGUUCAGUCAUCCAACCUCUUUUCCUUGGUUCCAACUGUCAUUAUAUCCUCUAGGCCAGUGAUUCCCCACUUGGGGGGGUGACUCCCCACUACCCCACCGCUCAGGGGGUGUUUGGCAAUGUAUAGAGACAUUUUUUUGGUUGUCCAGCAUGGGGGUGGGGUUGGGGGGGAACGGAAGGUCCAGGGAGGGCUAUGUGUGCGCUACUGACAUCUAGUGGGUAGAGGCUAGGGAUGCUUCCACUAAACAUCCUACCAUGCACAGGACAGCGCCUCACAACAAAGAAUUCUCUGACUCAAAAUAUUAAUAGUGCUGCGAUUGAGAAAUCCUCCUCUAGGCCUGCACAUCUAAUUGGCUGCUAAACAUUUUCACAUGGUUGAUGAGCCGAGAGCUUAUUUUUUUCUAGAUAUUUUAGUUGACUAUUCAACUACACUUUACUCCUGUUGUUAGCAUAUGACCUAAAAUCCUGUUACUCGAGUCCUUCCUUCUCAUGGUUUUCCCAUGCCAGUCCCGAGUCUAUUGUGUACCUGUAGUUUAGGACAAAUCCAUGGGGGAAAAAAACAGGCAAAGUUUCUCUCCUCAAGGAGCUUACCUUCCAAAGCGGGAGAAUGGACAAUUUCUAAUCGACAUAGAUAAGGGAUCCUUCCUUAUCUAUGGAUAAUGGGUGGGCCCAGGGGUAUCAGCUGUCUUGCUCAAAACCAGCCAGCCCUGCUCAGUGAAAAAGUGUCCCUUGUCCUCUACCAUGCUCAGAAUGCCCCGUGGACAUGCGUGUAGGUGAAAACAGUUUUGUAAUUAUCUGAGUACAGAACCUAUAUUUAUUUUAUAUAGAAGCACAAACUUAUAAGUACAGUUUUAAUCCUGACUUUUCCAGAAAGGCCUGUAUAAAUGGAGGAAAGACUGUAUUUUGUUUUGUUUGGAACUUUGCCAAGAAUUAUUUGCCAUUUUGGAAAAUCAUUGCACAGAUGGCCACACUUGAAUUUGAAUCAGCAGCACAACCCAUCUGUGACAGCCUGAGUUUGUAGCUGCUGUGUUCAUAGAAAUCCUAUAUGUAGUGCAAGCAUAUUUCCAUAUGAUUGCUUCACUAAAUCCUUUGGCAAAGCCCUGCCCAAGCAUUUACAUAUUGAGAUAUACAUUACUUUUUUUUUUAAAGAAUAAUAUAAUACACGAAAGUGCACAAAUCUUAAUGAAUCUCAAUGUUCUUAUUCUUAAAUAGAGACCACAGUCCCUACCCUCACAUGGAGCGUUGAUCAAGGUUAGAUGAUUCUAAGAAGGUUGUUGUGCACCUGGGGCAAUGUAGAAAUUCCACAAAGGUGCUCAGCUCCCUACUGGCUUCUCUCAGGACAGGAACCCAGUUAAUUUUGCGGCCAGGACGCACUCUCCGAGGCCUUGUGGGUCAGCAGAACAGAAGGAGCUGAGGUGGAAUAGCCCAGAGGACGCUGACCAAUGCGGGCUCGCUACAUGGUAACCUCCGGAGACUCCUGAUCCUGUUCUUGCGAACCCGGCCUCCUGUCAGGCGUUACCUAGCAACAGCGUCCUAGAGUCUGGCCCAAGAGGCCAAUCAGCACGUACUUAGUUAUUUCAGUGAUGGGAACAGUCCAGUCACCGGGCUUUGUCAAAAGCCACCUCCUCAAGCUAAUCUCCGCAAGCACCAAUGAGGGGUUAGGAAUUUUAAGAGCUGGAGCUGAGUAUGCGGAGCUGGCUCUUAUUUGAUAAGACCACCUAGGGGGAGGGAAUGACCAGCUUCCGACUGCAUCUGAAUGAUGGUUGUGAAGGCAGGUCGCCGCCAUAUUCUCUUAGGGCGUUUUCCGGUACCAUUGUCCACUCUGAGUACCAGAGUGACCCAUGACGUUGUGAUUCCUCUGUUUGGGCCGCAGCUUGGCCCCACGCAAAGCCAAAUCCGGGCUGGCUCAGACACCGGGUCUAGCAGGGCAGUGUCUCCUUGGUCCGGAAAAGAGAGUAGCUCUUGGAUUGGGGCAUCUAGGACCUGGGGACUGGAAGAAUUCAAGCGCCGCCCUAGUCCCGUUCCCCAUCUGCAGCCCAGAGCCUGGAUCCGAGCCGAGGAGGCUGUGAGCUGUGUAACUUUGCCGCGCGGCGGAGUAUUUCUUCUUGGAGAAGUGGUGAAAUCCGAGGCGCAGAAGGCCCUUUACCGAAAGUGAUACUAGAACCCUAUGGCCACCUGAGGGCGCUCCGUGAGGCCCUUUAGUGGUCUCCCUUUGCCCAUUUUUGCUCACUCUUUAUUCAUCUAUUCACGAUGUACGUAAGCCAGUUCUUGGGCUAGAACUGCAGAUGCGGACUACUCGGGGCAAAAUGCCUGGAGCUGAGGGGAACAGAGGGGAUAGUGGGCUGAGGCUUGGGGAGGGACUGUCCUAGAGUGUCUCUUGAAAGCCUUCUUUUUUUUUUUUUUUACUAAUUUACUAUGACCAUCUUGCUGUGUCUAUGACUACAGCAUAGUUUUUUUUUAAAACGGCUUUAUUGAAAUGUUAUUCACAUACCAUGUAAUUCACCCAUUUAAAGUGUAAAAUUCAGUGUUCUUUAGUAUAUUUAGAGUUAUGAAACCAUCACCACAGUCAACUAAACACAUUGUCAUCACUCCAGAAAGAAACUCCCCAGCCAUCACUCCCCAUUCUCCUCUCCUCCAGCCCCUGGCAACCACUGAUCUACUUUAUCUCUCUGUAGAUUUGCCUUUUCUGGACAUUUCAUGUAAAUGGAAUCAUAAGACAUGUGGUCUUUUUUAAUCCGGCUUAUUUCACUUAGCAUGUUUUUAAAGUUUAUCCGUGUUAUAACAUGAAUCAUUAUUUAGAAUUUUUUAAAUAGAUUUUAGUUUUAGAGUAGUUUAGAGUUCACAGUAGAAUUGAGCUGAAUGUACAGAGUUCCCAUAUUCCUCUGCCCUCCCCCCAGCCUCCCCCACUAUCAACAACCCAUACCAGAGUGGCACAUUUGUUACUAUCUAUGAACCUACGUUGACUCAUCAUUAUCACUCAAAGUCCAUAGUUUACAUUAAGAUUCACAAAACUCUAACAGGAAACCUGAUGGCUUCUUCCAGAUUAACAGGAAUUACAUGGGACUGAAUGAACUGAUAAAUAUGAUUUAUAAUUUUAUGACUUUUUGUCUAAAAUAUUACUGGCUGGCUUUUAAUCUCUGUUUUCCAGAAAACCUUUCCUCUUAUGCUAUGACCUACAAAAAGUUGAUAAAGUAUACCUCUGUAUUGUAAAUGAAGAUGAAACAUUGCUCUUUUUCUCUCUGCCUGAUCCCUCCAGAAUUUGGCUUCUCUAGCUAGCUCCCCUCUGGACUUGAUGGCUUCUUGCGACCAGGUUACAACUAGUUAUACUAAUCAUUGAAAUUUGUUCUCUUUAUGUUGUUCUCAAAUUGCUUAUGCCUUGUGUCUCUCUCUGCUGUACUAUGACCUUAUUAAUGUUACUAGCUAUAUUACUUAUAUCCUGUCUAUUUUAUAAGAUUGUUACCUCUUGCAUUACCUAAUGUAUCAUCAGGCCUCCAACAAAAUUAAUGAUGGCUAACUGUCUUGAGGCAAUUGAUCAUAUACAUAACCCUAUGUAAAAUAAUUUUAACAGUGAGACUCUAGAUAUGGAGAAGCAACAAGGGAAAACAUUUCCUGGAUUAUAGGAAUAGACUAGUAAAACACACGAUCCAGAGAAUUUUAGGUUAUUAAUAGGGCCCAAUCCAAAAAUAAUACAUUGGGGGACUUCCCUGGUGGCACAGUGGUUAAGACUCCGUGUUCCCAAUGCAGGGAGCCUGGGUUCAACCCCUGGUCAGGGAACUAAGGUCCCACAUGCAUGCCGCAACAAAGAGUUCGCAUGCCACAACUAAGGAGCCGGUGAGCCGCAACUAAGGAGCACAUCUGCCCCAACUGGCACAACCAAAUAAAAAUUUAAAAAAUUUAAAAAAAAAAAACAGAAGCAGCACAUUGGGUGGCUGAUCAAUGAAAUCUUCCUCUGACCUAGGAAUGAGAAUUCCAUGACAAAUUGACCAUGAAAAUCCUCCCAAACCUUGGUCGAAUUUAUGACCAAGAGGGGGCCCUGUGCAGGAGCUCCCUGGUGGCCUAGUGGUUAGGAUUCCGGGCUUUCACUGCCAUGGCUUGGGUUCGAUCCUUGGUCAGGGAAAUGAGAUCACACAAGCCGCUGGGCGUGGCCAAAAAAAAAAAAAAAAAGACGGGGCCCUGUGGAAAGGGAACCUUGCCUGCCAUUUGGUAAACAACAAAUGCUGCCGGCCAUCAAGUUAUCAGUCACUGCAGCCACCAGGCCCCCCUACUCCCUACCAAGGUGUGCCUUGAGGGAAAUUCAAGAUGGAAAAAUACAGGAAACAUUCUGUGCCCUGGAUACUGGUUCGAUAGUUAAGUUGCAUAUCUAAAGAACAAUUUCAACAAGCCCAGACUCUUGCAUCUUCCCAUAUAUAGAAAAGCCCUAAAAUCACUAACUUGAAAUGUCUGUUUUUUUUGUGAUUAGCAAUAAUAUUUUGAUGUUCAAAUAUAUAUAUAUUUUUUUCCAGCAAAAACUGCUAUAUAUCCUGGCUCCUCCCUUACCUCUUUGGAGCAGUUCCUCAGAGCUGAGAGGAUAGUCCUCAGUAAGCUCCUGGAAUAAAACUCAACUCGGAACUUUUAGGUUGUACGUUUUCUUCAGUUGGACAAAAUCUUUGUUCUUCUCCUUACUAGCAAGUACCCUCUGAGAUUUUCCUCAUCAGUAGAACCAGGAUGAUAAUCAUCAUUUCACACAUGGUAGCAAAAAAUAAAUACGUUGAACGUGUAAUAUGUUGGGCAUGGUACCUGCGCACAGGAAACGCUAACGUUAAUUCCCUUCCCCAAAGGGCAAGGAGGGAGUUACCCACUAUCGCAAGAGAAGGCUCCUCUGAGAAAGCCAGGAAAGGAGACCCAGGGAUAUUCCAGCCCCGGGUUGGCCAGAGUGGCUCCGUCGCUCAAAUCCUUCCCUCCCUCGGCUAGGCUGCGCCUCCAAGAAACAGAGGACCAUUACUGAUCCCAGGCGGGGUCGCCCCUUCCCGCCUCCAGACUCCCGGGCAGUCACCCAACAUCGAGGGUCCAACUUUCUGCCCUUACGCUUCCGUUGGCUUCGUUCAAACAGGCCGCUUUUGGCAAUACCCAAUCAGAAUACUCGAUCUUAGGCCACCGCCCAAUGACUGCGUGGAAUAGGGGGGGAAAGGGCGUGAAGCCCAAUCGCAGCGCCAUCACACUUGAGGGCAAAGAGGUUAGGGAGCCGGCAUGGCGCUCCGGUCAAUAAAAUCGAUAGCUGGAAGCUGCCUGUGUUUCAGGCAAAGGCGGUGCAGUAGCGGGGCCGCCAUUUUCCCUGAAGGCAUCUUCCGGUGCCUUUCACCCAAGUUCGGGCAGGGGUUUCCUGAAUAACAGCGAAAGGUUUCCGUUAGCCCCGCCGGCGGCCGAUUCCUGUUCCCUCCUGGUCUCCCCAGGCACGCUCCGCCCGGAUCAGGCUUGGGCUCCCAAAUCCCGGGGCCCGCCAGCGCCCAGCGGCCAAGGCCGGGACAGCCGUGGCGCCGGCUUGUCGGGUCCAAUGGCGCGGCCUUCGGCUCCGCUCCCCGCGCGGGGACCAGGAGAGGCCGGACCCGGCCGGAGAAGGGGAAGGAGGCCGAGGGCGGUGAAGUUCGGGGACGUGGCCGUGUACUUCUCCCCGGAGGAGUGGGAGUGUCUGUGGCCCGCGCAGAGGGCCCUGUACCGGGACGUGAUGCAGGAGACUUACGGCCACCUGGGCGCGCUCGGGUGCGCAGGUCCCAAACCAACCCUCAUCUCCUGGUUGGAACGAAAUACCGAUGAUUGGGAACCGGCUGCUCUGGAUCCACAGGAGUGCCCAAGGAGGGUAACAGUCCAAAGAAAAACCAGAACCAGAAAGAAGAAUGAAGAGAAGGAAGUAUUCCCGCCUAAGGAGGCACCCCGAAAGGGGAAGCGAGGCCGCCGGCCCAGCAAACCCCGCCUGAUCCCCAGGCAAACAUCCGGAGGUCCCAUCUGCCCUGACUGUGGUUGUACCUUUCCCGAUCACCCGGCCCUGCAGAGCCACAAGUGUGCCCAGAAUCUGAAAAAGCCUUACCCUUGCCCAGACUGUGGGCGCCGCUUUUCCUACCCGUCCCUGCUGGUCAGUCACCGGCGGGCACACUCUGGGGAGUGUCCCUACGUUUGUGACCAGUGUGGCAAGCGGUUCUCCCAGCGCAAGAACCUCUCCCAGCACCAGGUUAUCCACACAGGCGAGAAGCCCUACCACUGUCCUGACUGUGGCCGCUGUUUCCGGAGGAGCAGGUCCUUGGCCAAUCACCGGACCACACACACGGGUGAAAAACCCCACCAGUGCCCCAGCUGCGGGCGUCGCUUCGCCUACCCCUCCCUGCUCGCCAUCCACCAGCGCACACACACCGGAGAGAAGCCCUACACCUGCCUGGAAUGCAGCCGGCGCUUCCGCCAGCGCACCGCCCUGGUCAUCCACCAGCGCAUCCACACGGGCGAGAAGCCCUACCCGUGCCCGGACUGCGAGCGGCGCUUCUCCUCCUCCUCUCGUCUGGUCAGUCACCGGCGGGUGCACUCCGGAGAGCGUCCCUACGCCUGCGAGCACUGCGAGGCCCGCUUCUCCCAGCGCAGCACGCUGCUCCAGCACCAGCUCUUGCACACGGGAGAGAAGCCCUAUCCCUGCCCGGACUGCGGACGUGCCUUCCGGCGGAGUGGUUCCCUCGCCAUACACCGCAGCACGCACACCGAGGAGAAACUGCACGCGUGUGACGACUGUGGCCGCCGCUUCGCCUACCCCUCACUGCUGGCCAGUCACCGGCGCGUCCACUCGGGCGAGCGGCCCUAUGCCUGCGACCUGUGCUCCAAGCGGUUCGCCCAGUGGAGCCACCUGGCUCAACACCAGCUCCUGCACACCGGGGAGAAGCCCUUCCCCUGCCUCGAGUGUGGCCGUUGCUUCCGCCAGAGGUGGUCUCUGGCCGUCCACAAGUGUAGCCCUGGGGUCCAGAACUGUAGCCCUAGAUCUGCUAUAGGGGUGCCUAGCCAGAAAGGCAACCGACCGGCGCUGUCCAAUCAACGCACGCUAUCUCUCUACGGUUACGCCGUGGAGUCCAACCUCCCUUCCGAUUUGCCCCUUGGCAUGGAAGGGCAGAUAAGAAAGUGGGGGUGGCUGCGACCCGCGCAGAAGGCCCUGAACCGGGACGUGACGCGGGAGACCUAUGGCUUCCUGGGCGCGCUCGGUGAGGUCCGGCGGCCCAGCCAGGACCCAGGGCCAGAGACCGGCUUGCGGAUCCCGCUGCCGGGACGCGCAGAAGGAGACCAUCGAGUUCAAAGUCCCGAGCUCCACAAACGCCGAGAUCGUUGCUGGGUUCCAGAUCCCGCCUACAGAGACUUCCGCGUGAAAACGCCCCGCCAGUCCCGCGUCGCGGCACAGCCGCUUCCUGCUGUCGCGGCCAAUCACCGGCGUGCAACGCGGCCAGCGGGAGUGCUGGAAGCCGCGGGCACGUCCAUCUUUCUUGAUGGCAGGAAAGCUCCCCUCAGCUCCCACCCGUUAAAACUCACCUGCACGGCCAUUGUAUUUAAGGUCAACUGGGCAAUGAAAAGCCAGACCAGCGCCAUGUUUGAUACGGGUGUUUAUUUGUCCCCAUCAGAAUCCCGAAUCCCAAACAGCCAACCCUGCUACUUCGGUUCCCUUCGGCUGAGUUCGGAGGCCAAGACUGGGCGGGGCCCCGGGCUCGGGAGCCCUUCCUGUGGACGACGAGAGCUGAGGCCAGGCGCGGGGAGCAGGCGGCCGCUGCUCUGGGCUGGAGGCCACAUGGCGCCGCCCCCGGCCCCGCUCCUGGUGCUGAGACCGGGGGAGACCGGGCCUAGUUGCAAGAAGCCUGCGGCCAUGAGCUUCGCGGAUGUGGCCGUGUACUUCUCCCCGGAGGAGUGGGGGUGUCUGCGGCCCGCGCAGAGGGCCCUGUACCGGGACGUGAUGCGGGAGACCUACGGCCACCUGGACGCGCUCGGAUUCCCAGGCCCCAAACCAGCCCUCAUCUCUUGGAUGGAACAGGAGAGUGAGGCUUGGAGCCCCGCCGCCCAGGAUCCUGAGGAGGGGGAAAGCCUGGGAGGAGCUCUGAGAGGAGAUGCCCCAAACAAAAAGGAAGAGGAACCCAAGACAGGGCCAGGAGCCAAAGGAUCCGAAAAGACUCCUAGGAAGGAGAGGCCUGAAGAGCUGGUUAAAAACAACCUUGACUCAACCAUUAGCAAAACCUCGGCAAGAGCAGAGCCACCCAGCAAAGCUGCCUGUGACCAGAGUGCAGGUGCGCAGCCCCCGGCCCUGGUGCCCAGUGUAGAUGCUCAGACCAGCCAGCGGCGCCACGUGUGUGCAGACUGCGGCCGCCGCUUCACCUAUCCCUCGCUGCUGGUCAGCCACCGGCGCAUGCAUUCGGGUGAGCGGCCCUUCCCCUGCCCCGAGUGUGGCAUGCGCUUCAAGAGGAAGUUUGCCGUGGAAGCGCACCAGUGGAUCCACCGCUCCUGCUCUGGGGGCCGGCGGGGCCGGAGGCCCGGAAUCCGGGCUGUGCCUCGGGCCCCAGUCCGAGGUGACCGGGACCCGCCGGUGUUGUUCCGGCACUACCCGGACAUCUUUAAAGAGUGCGGGUGAGCGGCUCCCCCUGGCUGGGCUUGAGCCUGACCUCAGCGCUAAGGACUAACUGGGCCCUGAGGGAGGCUCCUGAGUCAGGAAUUUGGGACCCAAAAUUCAUCCCUUGGUUUUCCCUCAAGGAUCCCUCUAGUUUCCAAACCUGUAAAAAUAAAAGUGCCUGUAAAGAUUCAGAGAUUAAACUUGA